Molecule: messenger RNA, 312 nt
Organism: Leptosia nina
Lineage: Eukaryota; Metazoa; Arthropoda; Insecta; Lepidoptera; Pieridae
Source: the annotation of a GenBank genome assembly
AUGAAAUUGUUUAGUGAUGAAAGUGACGCUGAAAUAUUUGAGACUAUUACCGCGUCGAAGUCGCGCCUGCGCCUUCGGUCGCCCGUUCUGCGUAGAAAUCCGACCGGCGAGGCUAUAGCAGCGCCGACAGCGCGCGAGGUAUUGGCCUUGCUCUUGGAGUGGCAACUCUUGACGCAUCCCGCGGCCAACCCGGCCCGAGUCGCCGAGGUCGAGAGCGCCUCUAGCCUGAAAGGCCUCUGGCGUCGUAUACGCCGCGCUUCACGGGCGAACCGGCCACUGGCUUCGCCUCGUUGGGGUUCAAAUUUUGAGUAA